Molecule: messenger RNA, 984 nt
Organism: Cephus cinctus (wheat stem sawfly)
Lineage: Eukaryota; Metazoa; Arthropoda; Insecta; Hymenoptera; Cephidae
Product: myogenesis-regulating glycosidase-like
Exons: 1
Coding region: 118-531 (137 amino acids)
Source: RefSeq, a predicted model, not a curated record
AUAUAAAGUUGAGUUUGAUUUUGAUUUUGAAGACUGGCAUAAUGAACGCAAAUUUAUAUUAAGUAAUGCACGGACCUGCCAAAUAGUACUCGAUAAGGAAUCACCUAAAGUGUCAACAUGAGUGUGUCCCAGAAAGGAGCACUUUAUAGGAGCAGGACGACGAUUGAACUCAACUAUGAAGUCGAUGUGUUGGAUAAUCCUAGAUUGGUUCAUAAGAAAGCGAUACGUACUAAAAUAGGAAAACCUAGUGGUCGUUUGGAUGAAGAAAUGAUAAAACAUCCUGCGUGGUCGACUUGCGCUAGGUAUAAGAUUAACAUUAGUGAUAAGGUUGUCAGAACUUACGUUAAUGAAAUCGUUAGUUAUGGUUUCAAUAAUAGUCAUGUGGAGAUGGUAAUUAAGAGAUCUGUUACUGUUAUAAUGAAUUACUUGAAAUCAAAAGGAUUUCUUGCCACUCUCUGGAUUCAUCCAUUCAUUAACAAAGGUUGUGAUCCCUCGUUUUCAGGGGCGUUAAAAAAUGGUUACUUUCGCUAAGAAUCUUCAGGAUAAAGAUUACACUGAAUGGUGGCAAGGUGAGACAACUUUCUUGAAUUAUCCAGCUAACAAAAACUACGACACAUCUUUUAACUUCAUCAUUAAAAUUUUAAGGCGAGGAUGCAGCUACGAUUGAGUUCACAAAACCAAAAGAGACAAGUUUAACGACGCUAAGAUAGAUUAAUUGUUAAUAUAGGUAUAUAAUUAUCGAAUAUCUGUUUUCAAAGUUUAGUAGCCAAGUGGAAGAUGAAAAGAUGCAUAUGGAUAGACUAUUAUUAACGGUCCUAUUUGACUGCGCAAUUACAACGCGGCUCCAAAUAUUUUGCCAUACUUUUAUAAACUAUAAUACUUAUCUAAAUUAGAAACUAUUUAAACUGUGGUAGCUGCAGAAACGGAAGCUUGUUUAAAAAAUGGUUAAAUCAUUUAUGUUUUUUGAUUGGAGUCAGUCAAGAG